Molecule: messenger RNA, 1434 nt
Organism: Iphiclides podalirius (scarce swallowtail)
Lineage: Eukaryota; Metazoa; Arthropoda; Insecta; Lepidoptera; Papilionidae
Source: the annotation of a GenBank genome assembly
AUGCUUAACACUUCAACGGCCAAAUUCAAUUAUUGUUUUGCCGUUCGAUACUUCGAAGGAACAAUUGCCGGCGAGAAUAACACGAGUCCUUUGCGUGGCCAGUUCGAGUUGGAGGACGCCGGUAGGGUGGCCACGCGGCCCUCCUCGACGGGGCCAGUGGUGAACACCGCCGCGGCCGAGGCGACGGUCACCUUGCCGCUGCGACGCCCGCCGUCCGCCUCCAGCGCGACCGCCACCACCACCACCACCACCACCAACACCAACUCCACCAACACAAACAACACGUCCAGCAAAGAGGAGAGUCGGGUAAAACGCGCGCCCUCAGCCGAGGAGAAGGAGAGGGAUCGCGACAGCGGCGGCGACGGCAAGGCGCCCGCCGGCAGCGCGUCCCCAGCGAGCACGCAGGCCGCCCUCAACGUGAUCCAGCGCCGCCGCCGCCCGAAGCGACGCUCCACGGGCGUCGGCCACGUGGACAUGGACGACAUUGUCAACGACCGCGGCGGAGGCGGGGAAGGCGAUGGGGACAUCGAUAACGCUCAGUGGGAUGCGUGCGAGAUGAGUCGGAAACCAGAUAGAUACUCAUCUCGACCACGGAGCUAUGGCUCGUCGCCGAGUGUGUUUGGUUCGAUGUUCAGCAGUCAAUACAGCCCCUACACAAACAAUUAUUCGAACUCCUACACGUCUAGCUCGUACAGGAACUACAACCCAUACACGGUUGGCCUGGGUCGGCCCUCUAACUUGGGCAUUUACGGUGGUACCAGUUCCGGUUACGGCGGAGUGUAUUUGAGUAGUGCAACAUUGGGAUCUUUGAACUUGAUGACGCCGGUUUUAAAAAAGCUGGACAAAAAAAUAUUGGCGAGCCAAAAGAACUUCAAGCCUAAACCGGUGCCCCCGGCGAAGGUGCAGGAGGCGCCGGCGGUAGUCGAAGCUGUAGAGUUGCCUGAAACGCCGGAAGCGCCCCCCGUGAGGCCGGAGCGGAGGUCGCGCUCAGGAAGUAGGGGCGGUGGCCUCAACAAAGAGCGCUCGCGUUCGCUUACCGCGCUCGACUCGUCAGCGACCCUAAAUUCGCGCUCGUUGAGUUUAAAUUCGCUCGCUUCGGAUGGAUAUUGUUCUGGCAGCGAACGUACAGACGACGGCGAAGAGAAGGACUACAAAGCACUGUACGAAGCAUCCCAGAGUGAAGUACGCCGCCUUAGAGCACUCCUCACCACAUCCGAGCAACAGCUACGCGAGGCUCGCGCGACCAUCGGCAGGCUUACACAAGUGAAUCAAAACUCCCUAUCCGAAAUCGAUAAGAGAGAAAAACGCGCUAUGGAAAGGAAACUAUCGGAAAUGGAAGAAGAGCUGAAGUAUCACCAAGCGCUUCAAGCGGAGAACCAGCGACUGAAGGACGAGAACGGAGCGCUCAUCAGAGUUAUCAGUAAACUGUCCAAA